GUCGGGGUCUGGACCUGGGACCGGAUCGGCUCGUCCAAUUGAGAAUUAUGAGAGACGGCCUGUAUAAAUCUGGUCUCGCGCCGCACUGACAAAAAUGAUUGAGGCGUCGGGGGAACGACAGGAAGAAGAAACGCAACAAGAAGUCGUGGCCGCGACGACACAUCAAGAUGAACGUCACGUCUUCGCGGGAUUUUUAUGUCGGACGUCUGACAAAAGCAAAAUGGAGGGGAUUCUUGUGAAUCUGAGGUGGCCUAUUCGUUCUGCCAGCACUAGCGAGUAGCAGAUCGAAUAAGUAAAGAACAAGGUGAAGCAGGAUGCUAUCUGGAGGAACGGCGCGUCUUACUUCCGGUCGUGAGGGCCGCGAUGCUAGAUUUACGGAAGCAAGCAGCGCUGUGCUCGACGUUGGCUCGCCGCCACCCGUCAAAAUAUUUCGCAAGGACGUAGCGGGCCAGCGCGACAUCCAGGCGCAGCAAGAGACGCGCAUCGCUGGAGCCGCCGCCUUGCGAAACAAGAUGCGCUACUCCGCGGAAGAGCUGAUGGGUAUAUAAUGAGCGACAAGAAAGCGCUAGUUCUACUUCUAGUAGUCGAAGAGCGACUUCAUGAGAUCAAGCGCUAUCUCGAUCGUGUUUCAUUCUUCUGCCAACGGUGGUGUAUUCUUCUUGAUCAUGAAAGUAAGUAUCACUAAAACUAAAAGGCAUUUCAAGCCUGCGACGUGGUUUAGCCGCCAGAUACGUGCGGUCCAUGUGAUUUAUUUCACGAAAAUUCUACUGCAUUGACAGGGGAGAAAGUGUCUACGGAGAUGCACCGCACCAAGCGAGCUUCCUACCCAAGCUUGCCGUGCUACGACUGCGGGCGGGCGAGUAAGUGCAUCUGUUGCGACAAGGAGGAGCUUACGGAGAUGCUGUUGGAGCCACGCAUGGUGCGCAAGAUGCGGGAUAAGGGCACGAUGUUUGACCGCACGUGUCUGCUCGACGAGGGGCUGAUCACCGAGGAGCAGCAGGACAAGGAGAACGAGGUGGAGUAUCGUAAGGAAAAGUCCCCCCUCCCCAUAUUUAAAACGCAGCCGUCUGAAAAUUUGUGAUGCACAUUUGUGACCUCAAAUCCUGUUUGUCUUGCAAGAAGGCAAGUCAAGAGAGCCCCCCGAAUUUUGCAGGCGGUUUGUGAUGCUGUUGGGCUUAGAGCAUGCACGUUUGUCAUGCUAGGCGCCUACGUCAAAACCCCUCGGCUGAGGCCUGACAUAUGCCUGCAGUCCUCUACUGCAAGACAAAUCUGAUUUGUGUACGGAAAUCCAGCAUCAGAGCCCUCGUUUCGAUAUGGGGAGGGGGGAUGUUUCCUUUUGAUAUGGAGGAGGAGUUCGCGCGGCUGAACGACGCCAUCUACGACUGGACCGCGAAGUGCGAGGUGCUGCGGGAGCGGAACAAGAAGCUUCUGGAGGAGAAGGACACUCUAUUUAACGCCAACGUCAGCCUAAAGGAGAAGCUGCGCUUCACGGAAGGCCGCAUGGAGGAACUCGAGGAGGCCACAGAGGAGCUGGAGGGCAAAGUCGCUCGGCGAGAUCAGGAACUAAAGGAGGCCGCCGAGUCUGCGGAGCGCGAACGGCGGAGGGCGCAGCAUACCCUGGACAUGGCCCAUGAACACCGCCGCGGGUCCGUGGAGUUUCUUGCAGACAAGAGCGGGGCUCUCGUCGAGAAAGCGCGGGCAGUGCAGGGUUGGAAGGAGGUCGUCCUGGCACGGAAAUACGAGAAAGUGCAGAAGCGGCUCGCGGAGGCGGACCGGCGUGCGCAGCUGGAUCUGAAGGUGGCUGAAACGCAAAAGGAGACGGCGCUGCGCAAAUUGAAGGAGGGCUUCGCGAAGGAACGGCAGAAACUCGUGGAAGAGAGGGACGAGGAAAAGAAGCAGGAAGUACUGAAGGGAAAAAAGCUCCUAAAAGAGAGCGAACAGGAAAGGAAGAAGCUCGAGGUAGUCAUCCCUUUGACACGUAUUAAAACGGUCUCCAUGAAAAAAUAAAAACUAGUGCAUUUACGACCUACCAUAGUGAAUAAGUACAUGAUGAUCUUUUCCAUUUUACCAGCAUUUUUACGAAAGGGAAUUAGAAUUGCCUCGCGCUUUACUUGCAAUCCAAUUCGCUGCAAGAACAACGAGUAGAGUACUUUUUACAUCACAGGCCAAGGUGGAAGCGUUGGAACAGCGUCUGCAGAAGCGAGUCGACGAGAUGGCGCACCUGAACAAGCAGCUCCGCCGGCAUUCGGAGAUGGAGGACGAUCUGCACAAUGACGCGGCCGCUAAGUAUUCAAACAGAAAAAUGUUGUCCACAGCACUCAAGUCAGGAACAACAAAACUGCAUCUUCUCUGCAAAACGAAAAAAUCAAAAUGCGUUUUCAACACACGCACUACCUCCUGCACUACUAGCUGCAAAUGCUGUUGCUUAUCGAGGGAUUUCACUGAUGACAUACAAAAUAUCACUCAAUUUCGACUCGACCUAGUAGCAUUUUUCUGUUUUCAUCUGGCAUACGACGACUGACAAUAUGGCACGGACAGAUCGUUUUUUUCCAACUAGUUCGAAAAAUUUUGAAUACGUAUUUGCAUGAUCGCAAACGAUAGUCGUUUUUGUGUAGCUAAACAUGUGUACCAUAGAGAAUCAUCACGAGCUAGCUAGUGUGAAUACAAAUACACGUCAUGAGCUAGCUAGGUAACCUCAAGCUAUCUAGUCUUGUGGAUUAGACUAGAUAGCUUAAGGUUAAGUAGUUCACAUGUGUAGCUACGUAUGUGCUUCUCUAGUUAUUAGCUAGUGAAUUAGCUAACACACUCAUACAAAUUAGCAGCUCAGAAGCUGCACUUCAUGCAUUCAAAAGAGCUAUUCAAAAUUUUUCGAACGACAUGAAAAAAAACGAUCUGUCCGGGCCAUAGACAAACUGGCGCAGUUGCAGGCCGACCUGACGAAGAAGGAAUACGAAUUGGCUCUGUCCCGAAACCGUUCCCCGGAGAAAGAGAUCGUGGAGGUCGAGAAGCCAUCCACUGGGCUUCCCGCAAUUGACGAAGACGCGUUGCGCGAGAAAAUCAAACAGGAGCUUUUGUUGACGCAGAAACAGAGCCUGGAGGUAGACGAGCUGCACGAAAAGCUGGCGAAAGCCUCACGGAACCUGGCACACACGCGCGAGCGCCUGGAGCAGGAGCAGGCAGCUUGCGAAAAAAUGGCCGCGGAGCUGGUGGAUCGGCGACACAAAGUGGAAUCGUUGGAGCUCCAGGUGAGCCUAGAAAUUCGGCACCACCUGCAGGCACAGGAAGCGUUCCAUGCACUGGUGCGCAAAUUGCAGCACAUGCAGCUGGAGCUGCACGCCAAGGACAAAACCAUCCAGCGCAAACGCGUCAAGGAUCCCUACCUGGCGGAGAACUACGAGGGCCAGAAGUUGCUGAGCGCGGAGCUCAGCAAAAAAGUGAACGCCAUGUCGCGCCGCAUGAAGCUCGUGCACAAGCUCGCCGCUCGACUGAAGGCACCGAGCAUUCGAGCCUUGUUCCAGCGACUCACCUCCUCCUCCAGUGCGACGAAGGGGGAUGUUGGAAAAUAUAUCACGGGAAAGAGUAGCACAGCAGAUCAUUCUGCAUCACAUCAUCACAACUUGGCACGCAGUGGUGCUAACUCGGCUGCAAGUCGCGUUGAGAACACUUUGAACCGACGCGACGUCCGAGAUCAACAUGGAGCCAGCCCGCCGACCACCUCGGGAACAAUGCUAGCGACGCGUGGAGUGUCCUCUCCAGAUAACUUCAAAACGGGCGAUGUCGACACAGCAGGCCGACCGAAGACAAAAACGGGCAGCGCCGUCACGGCGUAUUUGGAGACACUAGCACUCGCUGGAGCAGGAACUCCUGGUGGUCGUGCCACAUCCGCCUCGCCUCGUUCGGCUUCUCCAAAGUCGAAGAUCGGGGAGCCGACGAAAUUCGUCAUUGAAACGGAAGUAGAGCGAAAAAAGCAAAUCCCGCCGGAUCGUGAGGGGUAUGCAAGAGGGACGUCUCCGCGGAGUCAAGCUGCAGCGGUUGGCGCUAACAAGGGAUCAGAGUUUCUUUAUUCGCCUAGGCGGAGCACAAGCGUUGGACAACAAAAGCUUUCGCCUGGCGGAAGGAGCCACCAGGAGCGCGGAUGGGAAAUAAACACAGCGACGAGUAGUAGGAAGGCGCCCGAUCAUCUUCUUGUCGUAAACUUCUCAGGCAAUGAAUUUGAAUUGCAGCCAGAACAGAAGGACUCCUGCAGCCAGGCCAAUGCAGCUCGUGGCGGCUUGCUACUGAAUGACCACAGUGUCGAGGAGCCGCUCGGUGUGGUCAAAAACGACGACAACCUCCUUCUGGCUCCUGAUGAAGAACAAGUUGUGGAAGAAGACCUGCGCCAAGCGGACAGCGCGUCUGUGGCGUCGUCUGCAGUAACGCAGAAGCUUUACAACACCAGCAUGCUUUUUCCGGCACCAAAAUCAGGGCUGGCGUCGAACUACCUGCCGUCGCCUCAGGACAUUGCAAGAGAGCAAGCAGCCUACUCUUCGUCUCCCUUCGACCUCGAGUUGCCGUCUGGGCGAUAUCGAUCGCCGCCACCGGCUGCACAGAAGCAACGAGCAGCGGAAAAACGAGCCCGCGCUCCCCUUGUCGACACUGCGCCAAUUAUAUCCAGCCCAGGACGACGAAACGAAGACGAGCUUCGUGAUGUGGAUUCGUCGUCAGUCUACGCAACAGACACCGAGCAGCUCACACGUUACGUGUAGGAUUUCUGCUUUGCCUCAUUUUGCAAGCGACAACACAAACCAACGAAUACGAACAUAGUCCUCAGUCACGUCGGAUUCUUUGGUUGAGUGCGUGAUGGUCUACUUACUUCUCGCCACCCGGCACCCGGCGCAGCUGCCGCAAUUACAACGGCGUUCUUGAACGCACACCAUAGAGACGCUGGAAAAUGUUGAUACCAAGUACCGCUAGGGCGCUUUUUCUAUUGGCGUAACUCAGUCAUUGCCUCUGUUUGUGUCCGGAGGAACACAUGCGCUCUCGCCGCUUGUCCGUUGCCACAUGCGCUAUCAACAAGCCAGUGCCAAAAACAAAAACUGUCAUCCACCUACGUACAGAUUUUGUUCGAUAAACUUAUACUAGAAGCAUAUGCGUAUUUAGGUAUGUCUAUGUGUUUGUAUUUCUGCCGUCAAUCUCAAUUACAAUGAAUUGUGAGGGCGCGCCGCAUCCAUGAAAGCCUUCUGAAUCUUCCGCACAGCGGUCGUGUAUGAUCGCUUUGGCUAGUUUCAGCUAAAAAUGAACAAAAAAAAAAUUCCAUGGUGAAGACCAGAACCAC
Amoebophrya sp. A120 is the source of this 5314-nucleotide messenger RNA. The record is from the annotation of a GenBank genome assembly. NCBI's taxonomy places the organism in Eukaryota, Dinophyceae, Syndiniales, Amoebophryaceae.